AUGAGGAAAAUGAACACACUGCUCCUUGUGAGCUUAUCUUUUCUCUACCUCAAAGAGGUUAUGGGUCUGAAGUGUAAUACCUGCAUAUACACAGAAGGAUGGAAGUGUAUGGCAGGCCGAGGCACUUGCAUUGCAAAAGAAAAUGAGUUAUGUUCAACAACAGCCUAUUUCAGGGGAGACAAACAUAUGUACUCAACACAUAUGUGUAAGUAUAAGUGCCGGGAAGAGGAGUCCUCCAAAAGAGGCCUGUUGAGAGUGACACUGUGCUGUGACAGAAACUUCUGUAAUGUCUUCUAA
Messenger RNA from Pan troglodytes (chimpanzee), 297 nucleotides. RefSeq names its product prostate and testis expressed 4 (gene PATE4). Lineage: Eukaryota; Metazoa; Chordata; Mammalia; Primates; Hominidae. The coding region runs from base 1 to 297 and encodes 98 amino acids. The record is from RefSeq and is a predicted model, not a curated record. The transcript has 3 exons.